This is a messenger RNA of Diatraea saccharalis (sugarcane borer), 1088 nucleotides long. Lineage: Eukaryota; Metazoa; Arthropoda; Insecta; Lepidoptera; Crambidae. The record is from the annotation of a GenBank genome assembly.
UUCACCAAGAAUUGAGUGUAAUUUCGGGGAAAGUUGACAUCAAAAGACAUAUUUCCUUGAUCUGUAAGUUGCUUCGAAUAUCAAAAACAUGCCAAGAAAAUUAUUAAAAUUCCUUAUAGUCUUUGACAACACGUCGUUACUAUAUUUCCCUGGGCAGUUUCUUUCUGGGAAAGUGUUGAUGGAAUUACAAGAUGACACUCCAGUUUUAGGUCUCCAUUUCCAUGUUGUUGGCGAAGGAGUCGUGAGAGUUGGGUCUGGUCGUCAUGAAAGACUCUUUGAUAAAGAAAAUUACAUAGAUUUUAGGAUGCGGUUGCUUGGUGAACCAGGGAAUGGUGCAUCAGUGUUAUCUCCUGGUAUACACAGCUUUCCUUUUAAGCUGGGUCUACCCAUGGGAUUGCCCUCCACAUUCCUUGGAACACAUGGCUGGGUCCAAUACUACUGUAAAGCAGCAUUAAGGGAGCCAAAUGGCUUGACACACAAGAACCAACAGGUUUUCAUAGUUAUGAAUCCAAUUGAUUUAAACAUGGAGCCACCAGUUCUAUCACAACAGUUUGAGUGCAAUGUGGAACACAGAUUGGGUGUGGGAUGUGUUAGCGGCGGUGUGGUUUCCUGCAGCGUAUCUUUAGACCGCGGGGCGUACGUGCCCGGCGAGAGUAUCGUACUUACCGCGCGUGUAAUCAACAACUCGCGCACCACCAUCAAGGCAACACGCGCUGCACUCACUGAGACCAUACAGUACUACGCGCACGGCAAGGUGGCGGCGAAGGAGGUGCGCGAGCUGUCUGCGCGCGCGCACGGCCGCACGCGCGCCGGCGCACGCGACGAGUGGCGCGCCGAGUUGCUGUACGUGCCGCCGCUGCCGCCCACCAACCUGCGCGGCUGCCACCUCAUCAACGUGCAGUACGACGUGUUCUUUAUAAUCGAACCGAAGAGUAUGGAGAAGGACGUGAAGCUGCAGCUGCCGGUGCUGGUGGGCACGUACCCGUUCCGCGGCGAGCACGAGGAGCCCCCCCCCGCGCACUACCCCAGCACGCUGCCCGUGUUCCGGCCCUGGCUGCACGACAAGCCCGCGCACUGACCGCACUCAC